AUGAUUUCCAGGCUAGUGUUUGCUACUGAUCUCCAGACGUGGAUAAUGUUCAAAGGGAUAACCGAACUGGAGCCCGCAAGCUGUCUUUCGAUGGAUUUUGUGGGUGGUGUCGCCAUGAACCCUUCAUCCAAUGAUAUGGGGUGCUAUAUGCAUCCGACUGGAUGCUCUCAUAUCAUAUUGGCAGCUACUACUGAGGAACACUAUAUUGGUACGUCUGUGGAUUCCUGCAUCACCUGA
Messenger RNA from Opisthorchis viverrini, 237 nucleotides. RefSeq lists its product as hypothetical. Bases 1 to 237 code for a protein of 78 amino acids. NCBI's taxonomy places the organism in Eukaryota, Metazoa, Platyhelminthes, Trematoda, Opisthorchiida, Opisthorchiidae. The record is from RefSeq and is a predicted model, not a curated record. The transcript has a single exon.